This is a messenger RNA of Phragmites australis (common reed), 1701 nucleotides long. RefSeq names its product probable transcription factor At1g61730. Gene Ontology annotation, cellular component: nucleus. Gene Ontology annotation, biological process: regulation of DNA-templated transcription. Bases 115 to 1443 code for a protein of 442 amino acids. The transcript has a single exon. Lineage: Eukaryota; Viridiplantae; Streptophyta; Magnoliopsida; Poales; Poaceae. The record is from RefSeq and is a predicted model, not a curated record.
UCCACUUCCCCACCAACUCCGCCAAAAUCGGAGCAAUCCCCGCAGCGGAUCGCGGAAGGAUUCAAACCCCAAAACCCUAGGCCGACUCCUCCCCUUCCAGUCCCACUCGCCCGCAUGGCCCCGAAGCGCCCGGCCGCCGCCGCCGCGUCGGGGUCGGCUUCCGACGCCUCCGACGACGAGGCGGACGCGGCCCGCCGCCGCCACUCCCGCUCCCGUUCCAAGACCCCGCCCCCCAAACUUCACCCUAACGCCGCUGCGCUUUCCUCCACCCCCGUCUCCGCGGGCGCCGACUUCGCCGCCGCAUCCGACUCCGACGCCGGCGGACGGGUCCCAUCCCCGAGGCGCAGCGACCGUGAGCGCUCCCCCCGCCUCCACUCCGACUCUGACGCCGCCGGCCGGGUCUCGUCCCCGAGGCGCAGCCGCGAGCGCUUCCCCCGCCUCCACUCGGACUCCGACAACUCCGCCGCCUCAGACGACGGUGACAGAAACGCCUCGCCGCCGCCUCGCUCGCGCCGCUCCUCCCGCAUCGAGACCUCCAACAUCAGGCCCAUCAGCUCGCGCGCCAUCGACGCGCCCUGCCGCGAGGUCGGUGACUCUCCACGGCACCGCUCCAGGCGUUCCCACAGCUUCCGAGUGCGGCACACCCCGGAGUACAACAAGCGGCCACCCCGGACUUGGAGCCCCGAAGAUGAGAUCACCAUACUGCGUGCCCUGAUUGAGUACCGCGCUAAGAAAGGCCUGCUCCCGGGAUCCAUUCAGAACACAAGCAAGCUACACAGCCAAAUUUGUGGGAAGCUCUCUGCUAUGGCGUCCACUACCCAGCUCGGUGAAAAGGUCAGGCGGCUCAAGCAUAAGUACAAGUUGCUGGUGACCAGAGCGAAGAAUGGGCGUGAUCCAAACUUAUCAACAGCGCAUGAGCGUGAUGUCUAUGAACUUAGCCAGAAAGUUUGGGGAUUAAAGAGUGGUGGUGAUGUUGGUGUAGCAGGAGGUUCUCAUGCAUACGAGGAUGCUGGGGACGCAGAGAGCGACGAGGAGCAGGAGAUUGAAGAGAGUGAUGAGGAUAUGGAGAGUGGGUGGGACGUCCAUAGUCGCACGAACAAGAAGCCGAAGGUGUUUAGAUUUGACAAUGGGAAUGGGAAUGCAAUUGUGACUGGGGGCAGGAAUAGGACUAUCCAUGGCGAUGGUGGUGGGAGAGAUGACGCUGAGAAGGGGAAACAAAUGUACCCAUACCUAUGGGAGGCUGUUGAGGAGCUGUCGAAGGAGCACCCGAGUGGGCCAAUAUUCAGGAAGGCGUUUGGUGUGCUUGACAAGUCAAAGGCACAAGCGGUGGAAGAGAAGCUUCGGAAGUUCAGAAUGUCAGAGAUCAGGCAGCAGCUACGUCGGAUGGACCUGUUGAAGGAGACAGUGUCGAUGGUGCUUGAUGUGCUGGAGGGUGCUGAAUGAUUAUGUUGACAUUUAGGUACUGUUGGAUUUUGGAAUGUGCGGUUCGGUGAGUAUGUUGCUCAAAAAGGGUGAUCGAAGUCGUCCAGUUGCCUAGAGUAGUCUUGUUCUAAUGUUAUAGAUAUAGAUGGUUGGUUGUGUCAACUUUUGUGGACAAGGAUAUACUUCGAUCACAAUUAGAUCUAGAACUAGACCAAGGAGUUAUGGCCCCUGCUUGUUAUCCUCCAUGAAAGAUUAUGCUUUAUGUUGCUUAGGUGCUAA